AUGAGAGUAUAUGGAGAAGAUAUUCCAGAUAAUAAAGUGGUAGAAAAGAUUCUACGUACGAUUUCGAUGAAAUUUGACCAUGUGGUGACUACAAUAAUUGAGUCACACGAUACAUACACCUUGUAUGUAGCAGAGUUACAAGGAAGCAUUGAAAGUCAUUUCAGCAGAAUAUUAGAAAACCCCGAGAAAGUGAAGAAAGAGGUCAAAAUAAUUACCAUAAUAGAGGAAGAGGAAAUUAUAGAGGCGGGGCCCGAGGAAAUUAUGGAGGAAGAGAAUGUGGUAACUUUAACCAAUGGAGAGAGAACAACUUCAACGGUUUCAAUCCAGUAUAUCAAGGGAGAUGUGAUCAUAGUUUUGGAUCUACAUAUCGUGGCAGAGGAAGAGGUAACUACAACAAAGAAAGGAAGAAUUAUAGUUGUUAUGACUGUGAAAAGUUUGGACACAAAGAAGCUGAUUGCAGAUACAAACAUCAGGUAA
This is a messenger RNA of Vicia faba (fava bean), 477 nucleotides long. Lineage: Eukaryota; Viridiplantae; Streptophyta; Magnoliopsida; Fabales; Fabaceae. The record is from the annotation of a GenBank genome assembly.